Penicillium argentinense is the source of this 246-nucleotide messenger RNA. RefSeq lists its product as uncharacterized. Lineage: Eukaryota; Fungi; Ascomycota; Eurotiomycetes; Eurotiales; Aspergillaceae. Bases 1 to 246 code for a protein of 81 amino acids. The record is from RefSeq and is a predicted model, not a curated record. The transcript is spliced from 3 exons.
AUGAAGGCCUUCAUUCCCGUUGUUUUGACCGUCCUCGGUCUGACCGUUCAGGGUGUUAUGCGGUCUCCUGCCAGUCGCAAGGCGGCAGCUGCCACCCCGGCGGCGAAAGUGACUGCCCAGCAGGAACGCACAGUGUGUUUUGGGACACUGGCUGCGACGCGUCAGACUGGCCUUGGACAGAUGAUGACAGGUGCUGCGUUCCCAAUUAAGCGGCACGCUGUUAUUAUCGGAACUGGAUUUCGAUGA